This is a messenger RNA of Penicillium subrubescens, 1644 nucleotides long. RefSeq names its product sugar porter family MFS transporter. NCBI's taxonomy places the organism in Eukaryota, Fungi, Ascomycota, Eurotiomycetes, Eurotiales, Aspergillaceae. Gene Ontology annotation, molecular function: carbohydrate:proton symporter activity. The record is from RefSeq and is a predicted model, not a curated record. Gene Ontology annotation, cellular component: membrane. The transcript is spliced from 3 exons. The coding region runs from base 1 to 1644 and encodes 547 amino acids. Gene Ontology annotation, biological process: carbohydrate transport; transmembrane transport.
AUGUCUAUCCUCAAGCUGGUCGAGGAUCGGCCGACGCCAAAGGCCGUAUAUAACUGGAGGGUCUACCUUCUGGCCGCCGUUGCAUCAUGCACAUCCUGCAUGAUCGGUUAUGACAGUGCCUUCAUCGGUACUACUCUGGCCUUGGACUCGUUCAAGUCCGAGUUCCACUUCAACACCAUGUCCACCGCUACCAAGAACCUGAUCAGUGCCAAUAUCGUCUCCUGCUACCAAGCCGGUGCCUUCUUCGGUGCCUUCUUCGCAUACCCUAUUGGUCACUUCUGGGGUCGUCGUAUCGGUCUGCUGGCAGCUGGUCUGGUUUUCAUUCUUGGUGCUGGUCUCAUGUUGGGUGCUAACGGCGACCGUGGUUUGGGUUUGAUCUACGCUGGACGUGUCCUGGCUGGUCUGGGCGUCGGUGCGGGCUCCAAUAUUACCCCUAUCUACAUUUCCGAAUUGUCACCCCCUGCUAUUCGAGGCCGCCUGGUUGGUGUCUACGAACUCGGAUGGCAGAUUGGUGGUCUUGUUGGUUUCUGGAUUAACUAUGGUGUCUCCGAGACCCUGGCUCCUAGCCACAAGCAGUGGUUGAUCCCCUUCGCCGUCCAGCUGAUCCCUGCCGGUCUCCUGUUGAUUGGUGGUUCCUUCAUCCGCGAGUCACCCCGUUGGUUGUUCUCCCGCGGCCGUCGCGAGGAAGCUAUUAAGAACCUUUGCUGGAUCCGUCAGCUGCCCGAGGACGAUAUCUACAUGAUUGAGGAGAUUGGUGCUAUUGACUCCGCUCUGGAGGAGCAGCGCGCUACCAUUGGUGUUGGCUUCUGGAAGCCAUUCCAAGCCGCUGGUACCAACAAGCGUGUCAUGUACCGUCUGUUCCUGGGUAGCAUGCUCUUCUUCUGGCAGAAUGGCUCCGGUAUCAACGCCAUUAACUACUACUCCCCGACUGUCUUCAAGAGUAUCGGUGUCACCGGUACCAACACUUCUCUCCUGACCACUGGGAUCUUCGGUGUUGUCAAGACUGUUGUCACCUUCAUCUGGCUGCUGUACCUCAUUGACCGCGUCGGUCGUCGUAACCUACUCCUCAUCGGUGCCGCCGGUGGCUCCGUCUGCCUGUGGAUCGUCGGUGCAUACAUCAAGAUCGCCGAGCCGGCCAAGCACCCCAAGGCCACCAUGGACGGUGGCGGUAUUGCCGCCAUGUUCUUCUUCUACCUGUGGACCGUCUUCUACACCCCCACCUGGAACGGUACUCCCUGGGUUCUCAACUCAGAAAUGUUCGACCCCAACAUGCGUUCUCUGGCCCAGGCCUGCGCCGCCGCCUCCAACUGGCUGUGGAACUUCCUCAUCUCGCGCUUCACCCCACAAAUGUUCACUGCCAUGGGAUACGGCGUGUACUUCUUCUUCGCCUCGCUGAUGAUCUGCUCCAUCUUCUUCGUCUUCUUCCUAAUCCCCGAGACCAAGGGUAUUCCCCUCGAGAGCAUGGACCCUCUGUUCGAGGUCAAGCCUAUCUGGCGUGCUCACGGCCAGAUUCUGGAAACUCUGCGCGAGGACGAGGAGCGCUUCCGUCACGAUGUCCAGGAGUCUGGUCUUGCUGAAGCUAAGUUGAAUGCCCAGCAGGUUGAGGAUACUGCUACUGAGCAGCCCAAGACUUCGUAUGUUUGA